CAGCCAAUCGGGCGCCGAUUUUUUUAAAAAGAAGGCGUGGCGAAGGAACUACAAACCCCAGAAGGCCUUGCGCCGGAAGUAGGCCUUCCCUCCUACCCACUUCCGCCUGGGUUUGCAAAAGGAAGGAGGCUCUAUUCAGCAGCUCGAAGGCUUCUCAGACCUUCCCUAAAGAUGGACCCUUCGGAGGCCGGAGCCAGUGCUGCGGAGGAAGAGGAUGAGGAGGAAGCCGAGGCUCAGAAGAAGAAGCGGGUGGCCUCCGUGCCCUCCUCAUCAUCCUCAUCAUCCUCACCAUCAUUGGCGGUGGCAGAAGAGCCCCCUUUGCGCCCGCGGACGCGCUCCAACCCGGAGGGGGCCGAGGACCGGGCCCCGAGCGCUGCCACCGUGACCCCAGGCACCCCGGUCCCCGGCCUGGUGGGCAGCCGCAGCGAAGGCGAGGGAGAGGCCGGCCCACAAAGCGCCACCAACACCGCCGGACCCGCUUCUCCGGCCACCUGGCCCCCGCCGGCUGACUUCCGGGUCAAGACGCCCCGAGUCAACUGCGCCGAGAAAGUGAUCAUUUGCUUGGAUCUUUUGGAAGAAAUGUCCCACCCGAAGCUGGAGUCGUUCAACGGCUCCAAAACCAACGCCCUGAACGUUUCCCAGAAGAUGAUCGAGAUGUUUGUCCGCACCAAGCACAAGAUCGACAAGAGCCACGAGUUCGCCCUGGUGGUGGUCAACAACGACGUCACCUGGCUUUCGGGCUUCACGUCCGACCCCAGGGAGGUCUGCAGCUUCCUCUACGACCUGGAGACGGCCGAGUGCAAAUCCUUCAACCUGGAAGGCCUCUUCAACCUCAUACAGCAGAAGACGGAGCUGCCGGUGACGGACAACGUGCAGACGAUCCCACCUCCGUACGUGGUCCGGGCCAUCCUGGUCUACAGCCGACCCGCCUGCCAACCACCCGCAGCCGUCACCGAGCAGAUGAAGAAGAUGCUCCAGUGCCCGUACUACUUCUUCGAUGUGCUUUACCUCCACAACGGCGCCGAGGACAAAGAGGAAGAAGCCCGCUGCAAGGAGACGUUUGCCUUCUUCAGCAGCCUGGACUCGAAGGGCACGCACUACAAGUACGAGGUGGGCCUGGGGGGCCCGGCGGUGGAGCUGCACAACUGCAUGGCCAAGCUGCUGGCCCACCCCCUCCAGCGGCCCUUCCAGACCCACGCCGCCUACAGCAUGCUCGAGGACGACGAGCCCCCCGAGGCCGAGGCCGUCGUCUGAGACCCUUUUGUGUAUCCGUCAAUCCAUCAAUAAAUAUAUCGAUGCUC
This is a messenger RNA of Anolis carolinensis (green anole), 1301 nucleotides long. It is a transcript of the gene babam1, whose product is annotated as BRISC and BRCA1 A complex member 1. The coding region runs from base 172 to 1254 and encodes 360 amino acids. NCBI's taxonomy places the organism in Eukaryota, Metazoa, Chordata, Lepidosauria, Squamata, Anolidae. The transcript has 9 exons. Gene Ontology annotation, cellular component: nuclear body; BRISC complex; BRCA1-A complex. The record is from RefSeq and is a predicted model, not a curated record. Gene Ontology annotation, biological process: mitotic G2 DNA damage checkpoint signaling; double-strand break repair; positive regulation of DNA repair.